GCCAUGAGCUCUCCUCGCUUUUACCGACGGCCUCUUUGUCUCAGGCUGGAAUCCGUCCAUCUCCGUCGUACGGACGGCCAAUUCUGCCGCGCCGUCUACAGCCUUCCAGCUGCAGCCGCCGGAAACCCUCCGUCCUUGUCGGACGGACGAUCAGUUCUGCUGCGCCUGUCUCUCGCCUACCAGUUGCAUCCGCCUCUCUCUCUCUCUUCCCUUGUAUGCCGGAAUUUCGCAUCCAUAGGGGGGGAGCUAUUUUCAUUUUGGGGCUAGGAGGCCGAUUUCUCGUGCUCCGGUGAUGGGCGUGCCGAGCGACGACGUGGUUGUCAUCCGGCCAAGUCCGAGAGCAGGGGAGCCGACGGUUAUUACCGUUAACUGCCCGGACAAGAGGGGCCUCGGUUGCGAUCUCUGCCGGAUAAUCCUCGAGUUCGGUCUCAGCAUCGACCGUGGAGAUGUCUCCACUGAUGGCAAAUGGUGCUACAUUGUAAUCUGGGUGGUGCCUCGAUCCGGUUCCUCAAGAGCCAUACAUUGGUCAAGCUUGACUGAGAGGCUAGUAUCAGCAUGCCCUUCAUGUUCUGUUCCAAUCUACUAUAUUCCUGAGGCAAAACCAAAAAAUUCUCCAGUGUACUUGUUGAAGUUCAUCUGUUCGGAUAGGAAGGGACUUUUAAAUGAUGUUACUUAUGUUCUCACUGAGCUUGAGCAUAUAAUUCACAGAGUCAAAGUGUCUACAACUCCUGAUGGAGGAGUAGUGGACCUCUUCUUCAUCACUGAUGGCAGGGAGCUUUUGCACACCAAGCAAAGACGUGAAGAUACAUGUGAAAGAUUAAUCGAGGUUUUGGGUGAAUCUUGCCAAAGUUGCGACCUUCAGCUUGCUGGUCCAGAAUACGAAGCUUAUCAGCAUGGAUUCUCAUCAUUGCCUCCGGCUGUUGCAGAUGAGCUAUUUAGCAGCAAUCUUUCAGAUGAUGAUAUUUAUUCUCAAGAACUUGUUCCGGAUCUCUUGAGACUCAAGAAAUCUACAUUAUCUGCAGAUAAUUCUUUGAGUCCAGCUCAUACCUUACUUCAAGUACAGUGUCUAGAUCACAAAUGCCUUCUUUAUGAUAUAUUGAGAACGUUGAAGGACUGUGGAAUUAAGAUAGCAUAUGGACGGUUUUCAUCGAAGCCAAAAGGAUACUGUGAAGCAGAUUUAUUUGUUGUACAGAAAGAUGGGAAGAAGAUAGUGGAUGCUGAGGAGCAGAAGGCGUUGUUUUCUCGACUACGAAUGGAAAUUCUACAUCCAUUACGCUUGAUGAUUGCCGAUCGCGGGCCUGAUACUGAGCUCUUAGUUGCCAAUCCUGUUGAGUUAUGUGGGAAGGGACGGCCUCGCGUUUUCUAUGACGUCACACUUGCCUUAAAAUUACUUGGCAUAUGUAUUUUUUCGGCUGAGAUUGGAAGGCAUUCGACACCUGAACACCGGUGGGAAGUUUACAGGUUCCUUUUGGACGACACCCCUGGUUUUCCUCUCAGUAAUGGCCGAGCAAGAAAACAGAUACUGGAUAGAGUAAGGAAGACGCUGAUGGGUUGGUGAUCAUGCCAAUGGGACAAUCCCAUUCAGCUGAAAAAGUCUGUCCAUCUGUCAUGUAAAUGUAAAAGGAUAAAUCUUAAAUCUUUUCCCCUCUCUCUCCCUCUCUCUCUAUAGGAAAAAUUUCGUUGUACAUAAAAUGAUAAAAGGUAUUUGUACAGCCUCACUUCAUUUUCUAGUGGUGAUCCUUAUCA
Messenger RNA from Nymphaea colorata (pocket water lily), 1746 nucleotides. Its product is annotated as ACT domain-containing protein ACR9-like. The coding region runs from base 293 to 1558 and encodes 421 amino acids. NCBI's taxonomy places the organism in Eukaryota, Viridiplantae, Streptophyta, Magnoliopsida, Nymphaeales, Nymphaeaceae. The transcript is spliced from 6 exons. The record is from RefSeq and is a predicted model, not a curated record.